AUGGCCAUCAAGCAUUUUGACAGGAAACCAUCCGAACAUCGUAGUUCUCUAACUACAGAUGGCAGUGCAAACGAUUUGUUUCAUAUCGACGAAGCGCCCAGAUCCCGGGUUGAAACGGUGGCGGAGCGCGCGAUGGGUUUCAUGUCGUCCGAGAACUUAUGCGAAGAGCGGAAACGGGAGACGAACGGUGACAUCAGGGGGCAGGGUAGAGCAACUCUCGUUCGACAAAAGCAAAGUCGUCGACCGAAACAAUGCACCAAUGGCGACGUGUAUUGCUGCCAGCAACUCGGCGAUUAUCCUAAGGCCGCAUGCAUGAGGAGGCUGUUACUCAUUCUUGGUGCGUAUAUGCUGUGGUCAUCUGUGGCAGACCGCGCUCCCGCAUCCCACAUUGGGUCAGCAUGGAUAAAGCCUGCUCGUCAUGAAGCUCUUAUUACCGCGGUAUUCCAGCCACUCGGGCGGAACCAAAAGGCACUUCGACACGAACUUAGCACACAAGUGGCUACACAGCGGUCAUGGAAAGGUCCAAUGGACACAAAUAGCGCGGUUUGUGUGAUUGGCGGAAUCAAGCCGUUGCUACAUAAGAAACCCCAGAGUACCCCGUACCUGGAGUUUAUCGAGCUUUGUGGUGUUGCGUCUUGUAACAAAACCUCAUCUACCAUCACAUAUCCUUCAUCAGCUACAAUGGCUUCUCGGGAUCAUUUCAACACUAAUGAGAACCGCUCCCAUGAGACACACUUUGACAGCGAAGAGAAGUUCCGAUACGAGCUUGCAAAGACCGUCACCUUGGCACCAGAACUCUACGAGAGACUCUUCAUCUCCCCAAAGACCCAAGUCUCGGGGUCUCUGCGAAAGACCUUUGGGAAUCCGACGCCUGUUGGCGUAUUAGGCUUCUCUGUAGCAGUGUUGCCACUCUCUGCAGCUUACAUGGGCUGGCAUGGCGCAGGAGGCCUAUCCGCAGCAACCCUCACGGUUAACAUCUGGUUCGGUGGCUUGCUUCUCAUCCUCGCUGGCAUAGGCGAAUUCCUUCUCGGCAACACAUUUCCCAUGAUUGUGUUCCUUGCUUACGGCGCACAUCUCCUGUCGUACGCGACAACCUUCAUCCCAUGGUUCAACGCCAUUGGUUUCUUCAAUCCAGACGGCAGUGGCUUGGGUGGCCCAGGAGCUGCCAAUCAGACACCCUUAUUUUUGUCCAGCUACGCAUUUUACCUCGUCGCCAUGUGUCUGCUCUCCUUCAUCUUCCUCCUGGGCUCGCUCCGAGUAAACGGCGUCUUCGUUCUCAUCUUCGCCACCGUUACAAUUGGCUUCGGCCUGGGUGCAGGUGCAUUCUUCCACCUCGGUCAGGGCAACGUUGCUUUGGGCAACAAACUGGCAGUCGGAACAGGUGGAUGUUUUUUUGCUGCUUCUGUCCUGGGCUUCUAUUUUUUGACUGCGCUUACGAUUGCAAUCAUGGAAUUGCCGCUUCCUGAUCUGCCAGUUUUCGACCUUAGCACGAUCAUCAAGGCCAAGUCGAGAGCCGUACCCUAG
Messenger RNA from Plenodomus lingam JN3, 1524 nucleotides. RefSeq lists its product as uncharacterized. Gene Ontology annotation, molecular function: acetate transmembrane transporter activity. Gene Ontology annotation, cellular component: plasma membrane. NCBI's taxonomy places the organism in Eukaryota, Fungi, Ascomycota, Dothideomycetes, Pleosporales, Leptosphaeriaceae. The record is from RefSeq and is a predicted model, not a curated record.